AUGACCCUCAUCAAGAAAUCAAACCCUCCUCAACCAAACUAUCUUAUGCUCUUCAAAAGAAGAUUGCAGCACAGAUUGCAACACCUGCUGCGCCAGGACGGCCCCGACGCGGCGGGCAAGCGCACCUUCGUCGUGAGGAACCUGUCGCCGUCGUCGGCGGGCGAGUACACCUGUGCAGCCGCCAACAGUGAGGGCUCGGGCCGGUCCGACCCGCUCAAGAUCACCGUGCAGUACUCCCCGCGGUGCCGGGAGGGCUUCGUGAACCGGCGCAUGGGCGCCAUCAAGGCCCAGCCGGUGGAGGUGCGCUGCGAGGUGCUGGCCGAGCCCGUGGAGGACGUCCGCUUCUCGUGGACCUUCAACCGGAGCCGCGACGUGACGGCCGUGCCGCAGCACAAGGUGCUGUCCAACGGCACCGUGUCCUACCUGGUGUACACGCCCAACGCGGACGCCGACUUCGGCACGCUGGGCUGCUGGGCGUCCAACCGCAUCGGCCGCCAGAGCACGCCCUGCUACGUGCACGUGGUCGCCGCUAGGUCCCCGCAGCCCCCGGAGGCGUGCUCCGUGUGGAACCGGACUUCCCCUUCGUCGGGCGGCGCGGGCGGCGCGGCCGCCGAGGUGCAAGUCAAGUGCGUGGCGGGCGCCGACGGCGGCCUCCGCCAGCACUUCCUGCUCGAGGUGUUCGAGGCCCUGGACGAGGAGCCGUUCGCCUGGGACGACGACAAGAGCAACGAGAUCACGGGCCACCUGCCCGGCCUGCCCGGCCCGCCCGGCCUCGCCAAGGAACACGACCUCGGGGAGCACGGAUCCGGUUCCGGUUCCGGUUCCGGUGCUGGCGCCGGGUCCGGCGCGGGCUCCGGCUCCGGCUCGCCCCCGGGACACGGAACGGCCGGUCAGGAGCUGAGGGACGCCAGUGCCUCCAGAGGACAGCCUAUUCUGCGCUUGACGGCUGGAGAACCCUCCUGGACGCUGGAGUCGAACAAGCUGGAGCCGGGGCGGCGGUACGAGAUCAUGCUCUUCGCCGUCAACGACAAGGGCAGCAGCGAGCCGCCGGUGCGGCUCUUCGCAGUGGCGCCGCACAGCGCGGAGCUCAUCAACGGCGUCGAGCUGCGCGGCAACAUGCUGAGCCCGCACCCGGUGGACCCGCUGGCGUCCGGGUCGAGCGGCGCGGGCAUCGCCCACCAGACGGCCCCCGUGGCCGUGGUGCUGGGGGCGCUCGUGGCCUGCGCCGUGCUCAUCCUGGCCGCCGUGGCGCUGGCCGUCACCCUGGUGGUGUGCCGGCGGCGGCGCGAGGCGGCCCGCGAGGCCGAGGAGGCCCGGCGCAGGGACGACUUCCGGGAGGCGGUGCGCGGCAGCCAGGUUCGUGUCCUCCUUCUCUCUACUUCUCUUACCGCAGUGUACGUCCAAGUGUGA
Molecule: messenger RNA, 1410 nt
Organism: Thrips palmi
Lineage: Eukaryota; Metazoa; Arthropoda; Insecta; Thysanoptera; Thripidae
Product: neural cell adhesion molecule 1-like
Exons: 6
Coding region: 1-1410 (469 amino acids)
Molecular function (GO): protein binding
Source: RefSeq, a predicted model, not a curated record